AUGACCUGGCAACCACACCAAUGCGAUGCUAAUCAUAGGACAUCGAAAAAGCCAGUUCGAUCUUCGUCAGCUCGUCGUCAAUCAGAAUUUCCUUCAGGAACGCACAAGAAUGAAUUGGAAAUCGACGGAUCUAGGGAUAAAUUGCUUCAAGAAUAUUUUAAGCAAUUAGGAGGGUUCUCUCCACGGACUAGAGUUGGUUUGCAACACUAUCAACUGAAUGAACCAGCGAGCUCGAUAUUGAGAAACAGUGGAAUUUAUCGUCAUCCAGAUUUGACAACCGGUCAAAAGUUGUGUUUGCUUGAAAAGUGUCGUGUCUAUGACAACGAAGAUAUGAAAAACCAUCGCGCAAAUUCAUGUUUACAAUUGUUAGACAAACGAUUCAGUCAAGAUCUGCGUUGCAAAAAAGACUUUCGUUUGAAUGAUCCACGAGAUUAUUUUAGCUAUGUUGAAUUUGUACGAACACCGCGUCCAACUGCACGCGCUGUGAAUACGGGUUAUCACACACCUCGAAGUCCUCGUUCACAAAAUCGACGCAAACAAACAUAUGUCAACACUCGAACACCUAACUACUUGGAUAGAAAAGGUUUUGCUGAUUCUUUGAACUCACCAUAUUGUCAUUAA
Messenger RNA from Adineta ricciae, 621 nucleotides. Lineage: Eukaryota; Metazoa; Rotifera; Eurotatoria; Adinetida; Adinetidae. The record is from the annotation of a GenBank genome assembly.